Molecule: messenger RNA, 1191 nt
Organism: Notothenia coriiceps (black rockcod)
Lineage: Eukaryota; Metazoa; Chordata; Actinopteri; Perciformes; Nototheniidae
Product: neurobeachin-like protein 1
Exons: 5
Biological process (GO): intracellular protein localization
Cellular component (GO): membrane; cytosol
Molecular function (GO): protein kinase binding
Source: RefSeq, a predicted model, not a curated record
GCGGUGGAGGGGGAGCACACCUCCGUGGGGCUGCUGGGCAUCAGUAACGUGGAUCCUCUCCUCCUGCUGGUCCAGUGGCUCCCAGAGCUCGAUUCCUCGGAGCAGCAGCUCUUCACGUCCGAUUGGCUGCGGCGCCUCAGCUGUUUGAACCAUCAAACCCGCGCCACGUGUGUAAACGCCGCCAUGGUGAUGCGAGCGCUUUCUGGUUUGGAAAGCCAUCAGAGGCUAAACCGAUCCUGCGCCGAGAGUCUUUUUGUGCUCGUGGGUUCGUUGGGUUCCCAGUCUUUGAGCGCCAAAGAACUCCUGGGACUCCUACGCCUCCUCAGACCUCACGAGUCCAGUAAAGCCCACCCGUAUGUGGGUCCUGCUCUCAGAUCGCUGCUGGCCAUGGUGAGGAAGCAGGGCCUGGAGAGCGCCAUGCAGUAUUUUGAUUUGUCGCCCAGCAUGGCGGGCAUCGUGGUUCCGACGGUGCAGCGAUGGCCCGGUGCCGCGUUCAGCUUCAUCGCCUGGCUGUCGUUGGAUCAGGACCAGCUGGGACCAAUGAGCAAGGACAAGAGGAAGCAGCUGUACAGCUUUUUCACCCCCGGAGGGACGGGGUUCGAGGCCUUCAUCAGCUCAGAGGGUGUGUUGGUGGUGGCCGUUUGCACCAAGAAGGAGUACGUCACCGUCAUGCUGCCCGACUACUGCUUCUGUGACUCCCUCUGGCACAGCAUCGGGGUGGUGCACGUACCGGGGAAGAGGCCUUUUGGACAGAGUCUGGUCUACAUUUAUGUGGAUGGACAGCAGAAACUGUCGGCCCCCCUCAAAUAUCCCACCAUGACAGAGCCGUUCAUCUCCUGCUGCAUCGGCUCGGCGGGACAUCGGACCACCACUCCUCCUCCCUCACAGAUCCCAGACCCUCCCUUCUCCUCCGCCUCCACCCCCACCACUCGCUCCUCGCUGGGCGCCAUCUUGUCUCCUCAGACGUGGGGGGGGCUGCUGGGAGGAAAGCCGGAGUCCGUCACCAAGCUGAUCUCUGCAGGGACGCAGGACAGCGAGUGGGGGAGUCCCACCUCCCUUCAGGGACAACUGGGCAGCGUCAUGGUGUUCCACGAACCCCUGCAGGCGAGCCACGUGAAAGCCAUCUGUAGCGCAGGUGAGGGAGGGGCGAAAAGGACGUUCUUCAUUACCUACAGACUUUCAAUGUGGUAA